This is a messenger RNA of Salvia miltiorrhiza (redroot sage), 1807 nucleotides long. RefSeq lists its product as uncharacterized. The record is from RefSeq and is a predicted model, not a curated record. NCBI's taxonomy places the organism in Eukaryota, Viridiplantae, Streptophyta, Magnoliopsida, Lamiales, Lamiaceae. The transcript is spliced from 5 exons. Bases 327 to 1592 code for a protein of 421 amino acids.
GAAACCCUCGUACCAGUGCCCAAGUGAACUGAGUCAAAAAUUGAAACUAAAAAAAUUCAUCAGCAAAACUUUUUUAAAAUUUAUUCGAAAUUUAAAUUCAUCAAUUUGAUGAGCAGAAUUGAGGAACAGUAUUUACUGAUGGAGCACAAGGCGAUAUCUAGAAAACGAAAGCAAGAGGAGAUGGGAAUAGAUGGUGCUAAUAAAAAGCAUAGGAAUAUUAAUGGUGGUAUUGACAAGUUACCUAAUGAUGUACUAAUCAACAUUGUGUCUCGUAUGAGCUUCAAGGAAGCCGUGAGGCGAGUGUCCUUGCGCGUAGAUGGAGAUAUAUGUGGAAGUUUUUCCACGGGACUCUACGAUUUGAAGUUAGGGAUAUCUCCACCAGAAACCUAAUGGGAGUGGAAAAGUUCGAGUCUUGCGUGAAUACACUGAUGGAUCUUCAUCAAGGCCGGCAUGUUGAGGGCGUUGUCGUUCACGUUGAUGUAGUGAGAGGCACGUUCACUGACCAGAUGAUGUUUGCAGUCGAUGAUUUGGUGUAUUUUGGUACUAGUAAGGAAUUUCAAACGCUCGAAGUGAAGCUCUCAUCACGUAAUGAUCAUGAUUAUGAUUAUGAUUAUGGAUUCCCGAGUUAUUGCGAAUAUUUUUUCCCACAUGUUGGGUUGUUGAAAUCCCAUUUUUCUUUCAGCAGCCUGAGAGCCCUUAGUUUGAGCCAUGUUUGUGUCACGGACGACGUGUUUUGUUAUCUCCUAGAGUCGUGUCACAGUCUCGAAGAGCUCUGUAUACGGUCCGCGAGCUUGCUGAUGAAUCUCCGUGUUAUUGAUCCGCCGAGCUUGAGAGCUUUGGAGAUAACCAGAUGCUGUAGUAUCCACAGUCUUGAGAUAUCUGCAGUGGGACUCGUCUCGUUAACAUAUGGAGGGAGGAAAAGCAGGCUGUUGCUCAAGAAUAUUCCGAAUGUUCGUGAACUUGCUCUUGUCGAUGAAUCGUGCCUCUACUUUGUUCGGGAACCAGAGAAGCACUCGAGCUAUUCACCUCAGCUGGAGAAGCUCGUGUUGGAUAUACGAAAACUGGAUGGCAGGUACGGGCGAAUCGUUGCCCCUCCGGAUUCGCCUCAACUCUGCUCUCUCAUACGGCUCGAAGUGAAGGUUUUCACAUUGCUCGGCCGAAGGCUCCUCUUCACACCGUUGAUCAAGGGAUCUCCACAUCUACGCGAGUUCAGGAUUGAGCUAUGCUACUCAGUAUUCCCACAGAAUUCUAUAAGGCCAGCAUUUCCCGGUAUAAUAUCGAAGGCUGGGAGAUUCGUUCACAGAAAUCUUAAGGUGGUUGAGAUGGCCGGGUACAUAGGGUGUAGUUGCGCAGAAGAGUUGUUGUUGGAGUUGAUGAGGAAAUGUCCAUCAAUCGAGAGGAUUGGCAUUAAUAUUGCGAGUGAUUAUUACUCUGAUGAUCCUCUACUCUACGUUGAAGGUCUUUCGAAAGGAAACAGACUUACAUAUGGCCGCCGUUUGCAUAUGAGGGCAACCACACGGAACGUAGCAAAAGAACGAGCCCAACGUUUCGUAUCAAAAAUUCCGAAACAGAUCGAAGUCAGCGUUUCAUGAUAAGUGUUUAUUUAUGUGUUGCACAAAUUCUCUUGUCGGUGCAAAUAUAACUCACAUAUUUUAAUAGGACACUUGUAAGUAUAUUAUUAGAGUAUGUGAGUGGUUCGCACUAUGCAGAAGACGUUCGAGUAGGAAUCCUCCUUUAUGUGUGGAUGUGUUGCCAUAUUUGAAGGUAUUUAUUUAUCUGUUAUUUUAUUUUGGUCGAAAUUAAAUGA